Molecule: messenger RNA, 1347 nt
Organism: Sclerotinia borealis F-4128
Lineage: Eukaryota; Fungi; Ascomycota; Leotiomycetes; Helotiales; Sclerotiniaceae
Source: the annotation of a GenBank genome assembly
AUGCCGCCAUUAAUAUUGCAUAAUGUUCCAGACGAAGAGUGUUAUGUAGGUGAAGAUGGUGUCAAAAGACCUUAUGCUAUGCUAUUCCCUGGAAAUGAUGGACAUCCAGGUGUAUCGAGGAUUCGAAGAACCGUCCCCGAGACAGGAUCAUUUGGUAAAUCAACGAGACGAUCUCGAUCAAGAACUGGCACACCAGCUUUAAAAAAGGAGGAUCCGACUUUGGCAGCUGCAGAUGCAAUUUUUGCUGCCACGUUCGCAAGAAGAGCUGCGGCUUCAUCAGAAACAGGGCCAUCUCAGCGCAAAUCCUCCAUACAACCUUCUUUGUCGCAAAACAAUCUUCGAGAUAGCAAUGCAUUAGCAGCGAUUGAUGGUAAUGCCGGCCCAUCUUCGAGAUUUGUACACAAGGAGCCAACGGAGGUUAUACUACGAGGUUUCACGCCAGAUCAUCAAUGGGCCGCUAUUGGGGAAUAUGAAAGAAUCGCCGGCCACGUUUGCGAAGAUUAUCCUCGCGACCCCCCUCUCGAUCAACGAAGAUAUAAAACCGACCUUCGAGAUCCUGCGGUCCUGCGAAGACGUCCCAUGACUACGGAGGAAAAAGCAAAGGCCUUGAAAUAUGCUGGUGGGAAGCACUGGAUUAAGAUAACGUUCGAGUCCGCGGAAGCCGCAGAUGCGGCUAUAGAAGCCUCUCCACAAGCAGUACUUGGUCACCUUGUCCACGUUGAACUCUAUCGUGGUGCGCCACCGGCAAAAGAUGAGCCGGGAAUGUCCACUGUACCAUCAGGCCGAUCAUCUCGUUUUAAUGCUUAUAAACCCCGCUUUGAUCCCGGACCUUUACUCCCUGGCAUCGAACGUCCACCUCAACAAUCCGGUCUCACUCGCGCAUGGACUACUCCUGAGAUGUCACAAGUUGGUCGAAGCGUACAUUUUGAAGACCGCGGGCAGUCUCCCGAAGGUUCUCAAGCUACCAGUCAUACUAUCGAUACCACUACUUUAACAGCAUCGACUAUCACGGGUGGUAGUCUCGCCCUACAGCAACGACCAACCUCUUCAGGUUCCGCCGCCCCCGAAGCGCCAUCUCUAUACUGUCGCGGAAUUCCCACAGCCCACCGACUCCAACUUCUCCCCGCCGAUCAAGCUCUACUCCCUCAAAAAUCGUACACGCAACAAGUAUUAUCCAACAUCCCACUAUUAAACUGGUUCAAUGAGGAUAUCAUUGGGGAUACAGUACCAAGAACAGAUACCGGCGAAUUCGACUGGGCGAAAGCGAGUCUGUAUUGGAAAAUGAUCUACUGGUUGGAUACAUACCUCAGCAUAUUUGGAGUAGCGGGGGGAGAAAAGGAAGAUUAG